GUUUACCUACUACUGCUGUCGAAGGAAGACGUUCGCGGUGUGGUGGGCAACGAGAUUAAUGGGGUUGCCAAGGCAGUUGAAGCGUCCCCUGUGUAGAGCAAUCACAAAUAUCUGUUGCGUUGUCGCUUGGGCCGUGCUUGUUUCGCCGACGGCACGACCAGCAACACCAGCACCGGACACAGACACGACGUAUUACCUUGUGGGGGUCAGCGGGGGCUUGCAGGAUGGAUUCGCUGCCCGUCACCGGCUAGACUACCACUCCGGCCUGGAAGACGAGAGCAAAGCGCUCCUUGUGGGAAACGCCCUCGUGAAGGGACACAAGGCGUUCCUUGACGUGAAGCAGAAGGGCUGGCGAGAGCACGUGGAGGAGCCUGGACCUCCGUUGGUCAAUCCCGUCGUCAUUCCAAGUGGGUGCGCCGAGCACGCCAACAUCUACGCAAUCUACGCCGUCGACUCGAGGCAGGCGAGUUCUUCACGCUUUGCUAAUGGAGCCCCGGUUUCUGAGCAUGACGCCCGACACGGGUCUGGUGGACUUGACCGCCGAGGAAACGGGACGGUUUGCCCGGACUCUCGCAAGACAUCAAGCGAGCGUUGAAGGCAAGAGCGACCUCGAAAGCGCGGCGUUCUUGUUGGUGACAGGCGUUUGGGCGCCGGGGAGCUUGAUUGAAAGUCCCGUGCUCUACACCAAAGGGGACGGAACCCAGGUGACAGACUACCCGCGGUCUUUGGCGCUUUGGGCCGGCACCACGGACGGCGCCCGCCUCGCCGACGAUAACGCCGAGCGCCAACAGUACUCGGAGUCCCUACGGCAGGCCAUCCGGCAAGCCGAACACCGCCUAGGGCAGCAGCAAGAACGAAAGGAUGCCCUCGUCCAAGCGACAGAAGAAGAAGCACAACGAGCAGAUAACGGUAGUGGUGACGUCACCACAGCCGCCCGCCCCCUCAGCGAGUGCCGAUCGCAGGCCAGAUACGGGUCCGGGCCGGACAUGGUCAGGAUGGGGAAGGAGUACACGGCUGGCGAGCUCCUGCAGAUCGUGCCUCAAGUAUUUGGGGUCCGCCCUGCGGCCGGGUCGCAGGAGCUGUGACUCGACCGACGCUAUUUCAAAGUCAUCAAGGUAUUUCUCUCUGCAGAUGGAGAUGUCCAUCUGCAGACAGAGAUGAAAAUGUAUGUAGAAUAUGAACAUGAAGACUACCCGUUCGAGAUAGCGCCACAGUUGAAAGGGGGGUGUUGUCAAGUCUUCACAGAUUGUCAGGAUAAGAGUUUUUCUUGCCCUACACGCCAUCCUAUGACCGGGUCGUUGGAGCUGUCGCUCGAAAAAGCGUAAAUGUUUCACGGGUUUAUAUCUACGGAUAGAGAUGAGGUGUAUUUAGGACAAUUACAUAUUGUCACUCGCAGACCAACCCGUUCGAGAUAGUAAGUGCCACUGUUGCAGUUAUAGGGAUGUGUUGCGAUCGCAGCCUGCGAGGAAGAAAAUUGUUUUCCUGCACCCCAUCCUACUGCCGAGUCGCAGGAGCUAUAGCGCGAAAACGGUUGAAAAGUACCACGCGUUUCUAUCCGUGGGUAGAGGAGAAAAUGUACUUAGAACAUGACAUACCAUCACUGAAAUAAUGCCUGCUCAAGGAAAACACAGCAGCGGUAGAAGGGGUGGAAGGUAGUCUUGUUUUCCUACAGUACACAUUUGUGGGGACUCUGUGUCUGGGAGGGGGGAGGCGGCAUGGUCGGGCGCA
This is a messenger RNA of Ectocarpus sp. CCAP 1310/34, 1728 nucleotides long. Lineage: Eukaryota; Phaeophyceae; Ectocarpales; Ectocarpaceae. The record is from the annotation of a GenBank genome assembly.